This is a messenger RNA of Heteronotia binoei (common prickly gecko), 897 nucleotides long. RefSeq names its product superoxide dismutase 1 (gene SOD1). Gene Ontology annotation, molecular function: superoxide dismutase activity; copper ion binding. The record is from RefSeq and is a predicted model, not a curated record. Gene Ontology annotation, cellular component: mitochondrion; cytosol; nucleus. NCBI's taxonomy places the organism in Eukaryota, Metazoa, Chordata, Lepidosauria, Squamata, Gekkonidae. The coding region runs from base 263 to 730 and encodes 155 amino acids. Gene Ontology annotation, biological process: removal of superoxide radicals. The transcript is spliced from 5 exons.
ACUCGAUACAAUCAGCCAGGGAAAAAUUGUUCCAAACUCGCGUGGGAGGCCGCUUUUGCUCUUUUCUGGUUGGAUAAAAGCUGAAGAUUAAUUGGUCGUGCAGACUCGUAAAGGCGGGCAUUGAAGAGCAACCUGGCGUUGUGAUUGGAAGGAAGAGGACAACUGGAGGCUAUAAGAAGUUGCUGAGGGGGCGGGCCUCGUAGUGCAAGCGGUCGGACGGGUUCUGUGUUGUACGUGAGAAGCUGCUGCUGACGGGAGAAACAUGGCGACGAAGAAGGCUGUGUGUGUUAUGGCCGGAGACUCCGAAGUCAAAGGCGUCGUUCACUUUGAGCAGAAGGAUGAUGGGCCAGUAGUUGUGUCGGGAGAAAUUUGCAGUUUGACUCCAGGAAAGCAUGGGUUUCAUGUCCAUGAAUUUGGAGACAACACAAAUGGAUGUACCUCGGCAGGUGCUCACUUCAAUCCUGAGAACAAAACACAUGGUGGGCCAGAGGAUGCAGUGAGGCAUGUUGGGGAUCUUGGAAACGUGACUGCAGGUGCCUCAGGUGUGGCAAAAUUUACACUGAAGGAUGAUAUGAUUUCUCUCUCAGGACCACAUUCAGUUAUUGGGCGUUGCAUGGUGGUUCAUGAAAAAGAAGAUGACUUGGGUAGAGGCGGAAAUGAUGAAAGUUUGAAAACUGGAAAUGCUGGUGCUCGUCUAGCUUGUGGUGUGAUUGGGCUUGCUAAGGCAUAGAGCUUCAAGACUAAAAAGCACUUCAUACAGAAUGUAAAUGUACCUGUGAAAUUCUGUAGUUAAUUAGGGUUUAAAAAACCAUUUAAUUUCAUGGCACUGUUAAAUGGAAUUUAUGCUGACAAGUUUGUUUUAUAUAAUCUUUUAAUUAAAGUAGCAAUUAAAUGUUA